Rotaria sordida is the source of this 606-nucleotide messenger RNA. Lineage: Eukaryota; Metazoa; Rotifera; Eurotatoria; Philodinida; Philodinidae. The record is from the annotation of a GenBank genome assembly.
AUGGGUGCAUCAUGUACACGAUCAAAUACGGUUCUCCCAGUCAACACACAAGCAGUAUCUACCGCAAGCAAAGAUAUAAAUGAUUUGCCUGGACAAACAUUCACGACACCACUGGUACCCAUCGAACUAAAUGAAAAUCUUGAACAUUUCACUGUUAUAUGGCUUGAUGCUGGAAUCGACACUUCAUCAGAUUGUAUUAAUACAAAACAACAUUUACUAAGUAUCAUUAAUUAUCUUAAAACAUUUACCGAUUCUGCCAAAUGUAUCGAUUAUAUUAAAACUGUCAAAGAGGAAAAAGUGUUUCUUAUUGUGUCCGGUGCAUAUGGUGAAGAUGUUGUAUCAGAGAUUGAAAAUCUUCCACAAAUUCGCAUCGUUUAUGUUUUUUGCCAGAAUGCUGAAAAACAUAAAGAAUGGGUGUCAAAUCAUUCGAUAGUGCAAGGUAUUUUUACCGACACGGAAAAACUUUACAAAAAACUGACAGAAGAUGUUCAAUUAGCUGAUUCUAGUUUAUUGUCAAUUGCCAUUUUGAGUCCAGAUUCAAAAGAAAAUCAAGUAACUGAUUUAAAUCAACAAAAAACAGCAUUAAGGAAAUGGUCAACAGAUUAG